Messenger RNA from Mercenaria mercenaria, 1386 nucleotides. RefSeq lists its product as uncharacterized. The coding region runs from base 1 to 1386 and encodes 461 amino acids. The transcript has a single exon. Lineage: Eukaryota; Metazoa; Mollusca; Bivalvia; Venerida; Veneridae. The record is from RefSeq and is a predicted model, not a curated record.
AUGGGUAGAUUUGCUGGUCCAUUUAGAGUUUCACCCUUUAAAAAUCUAAAAAUCUCACCAGUUGGCUUAAUCCCCAAGUCUGACGGGGGUUGGCGACUUAUAACUCACUUAUCUUACCCGGAAGGGAAAAGUGUAAAUGAUGGUAUUGAUGAUAAAAUUAGCUCAGUUAAUUAUACAUCAUUUGACAGUGUGGCAGAUAUGAUUUUUCGGUUGGGAAGAAACUCGGAAAUAUUUCGGCUUUUACCUAUUUCCCCGGAUGAUUUCUGUUUACUAGGUUUAAAAGAUAAUGAUGGAAAUAUUUAUAUCGAUAAGUUUUUACCGAUGGGUUGCAAGAUAUCAUGUGCAUUGUUUGAAAAGUUUUCAACAUUCUUACAAUGGUUAGUUCAGUACUUUGCAAAAAGAAAUACUAUGGAUCACUAUUUGGAUGAUUUCAUUUUUGCGGGAGCUCGCAAUACAAAUCAUUGCAGAGAGCUUGUUUCGUCAUUUUCAUCAGUUUGUGCUGCCAUUGGGGUUCCUAUUGCGGAAGAAAAAUCAGUAGGGCCUUGUACAAAGUUGAUAAUUUUAGGACUGGAACUAGAUUCAAUUUGCAUGAUAGUUAGGAUUCCCUUGCAUAAAGUUGAAGAAUUGCGUGAAUCUAUAUUUAAUGUUCUGCAGAAAAAGAAGGUUACAUUAAAAGAGUUUCAGUCAUUGGUUGGCAAGUUGUCCUUUUUUAGCCAGGCUAUUCGCUCAAGUAGAGCGUUUUUAAGAAGAUGCUAUGACGUUAUGACAGGUGUAAAAAAGCCACAUUACAGGUUACGUAUGUCAGUUUCAGUUAAGCUGGAUUUAAGUAUGUGGUUAACAUUUCUUGAGAAGUUCAAUGGUAUAACAUACAUACCAGCAGCCGACUGGUUGGACAGUGGUAGUUUGCAGCUAUUUACGGAUAGCGCAGGUUCUUCUCAUCUCGGUUGUGGUUGUUUUUAUAGUAAUGAGUGGUCGUUUUUUGCAUGGCCUAAAAGCUGGUGGUGUGAGGAAAUAAUGGCUGAUAUCACAUUUUUAGAAAUGGUUCCGGUUAUUCUUGCUUUGAGUUUGUGGGGAAAACAAUUGCAAUAUAAUAAAGUUUUAUUGAGAAUAGAUAAUGAAGCGUUAGUAGGGGUUAUUAAUAAACAGACAUCCAAGUCCAAACGUCUCAUGCAGCUGGUGCGUCAAUUUGUAUUAUUGGCUAUGGAAUACGGAAUAGUUUUUAAGGCAUUACAUAUUUCCACACACCUAAAUUCAAUUGCUGAUUCUAUUUCCCGUAAGCAGUGGGACCGUUUCCGGAAUUUAGCGCCAGAUGCGAACCAGGAACCUCAACAGAUACCAGAUCGUUUUCGGUCAAUGAUUUACAAUCUGAAGCUGCACGACUAUUAA